Messenger RNA from Myodes glareolus (Bank vole), 6001 nucleotides. NCBI's taxonomy places the organism in Eukaryota, Metazoa, Chordata, Mammalia, Rodentia, Cricetidae. The record is from RefSeq and is a predicted model, not a curated record.
ACAGUACUGGCGUCAAAGGGAAGCAAGGAAAAGUGUCACUUUUGGUUUUCUUUCUUUUUGGUAGACAGUUUUAUGCAGCUCCAACUGGAUAUGUAGCAGAGAUGAUUUUGUAGUCGUACAAUUUCAUAUAUGUGUGUAUAUAAUGCAUUGCUUUUCCCUUUACCCUCCACUCUCUAUUUCCUUUCACCCAUAACCCUCCCCCCCUUUUUCUUACAAGUCCUUUUUUCAGAUUCUAUUCUUUUGUUGUCUUGUGAUCCACUGAUUUUAUCUGAGACUGUCUGUGAGACCAUGGGUUUAGUACUGUCUAUUGGAACCUGGACAAUAACAGUGACUUUUCCCCAAAAUCCAUUGUAGCCAUUGUUCAGCAAGGAGAAAUAGGGUCCCAUGAAUCCCUCACCAGUCAAUGAUUGCUUCUUGACAGUUCUAGUCUUUUGGAGGUCCUGAGAAGGUAGUUGAAACUGCUCUGAGAUUGUAUGUGCUGUCAUGUAUGCAGUGGCUAUGUUGUGCCCUGAAGAUGGCAUUUCACAGCCUUCUCUGUCUUCUAGCUUUUACAUUCUCUGUUCCCUUUCUUGAUGUUCCUGAACUUAGGAGAGGCACUCAGCCAUCACUUGUUCUCAGAACUUUGAGCACCAUGUGCAUAGUCAAAGAGAGGCCAAAAUGUCAAUAUUGCAUUUUUGAUCCCCCAUUUGUGUCUCUAUCUCCAGAGUACUAGCAUUAUAGGUAUACACCACCACAUCUGGUUUAUGCCUCGCUGGACUUCUUUGCAUUUGGGUAAUGCUAACCUCUUCUGAGUAGGACUGCUCCAAAUGAUCAUUUACUGGUUUUGUGGUCCCUGUGCAUUGUCUACUUGUUAGUGACCAAAGGACUGGCAAGUCAGUGUCUUCCAGAUGUACAUCUAAGACACUCUGUGACUGUGUCUUACUUGGGGACAGGAAAUGGUGAAACCUACAGAACAUUCCUGCAUCUUAUUUGUGCCUCUGGAGAGCAAAGCAGACUCUCCAGCUGAACUACACUCCAGGUCAUUUUAGCUUUGUUAGAACCACAUUUAAAAAGUGAAAUUAGUAUUUUUCUAUUGAUCUUAGUAUAUCCAGAACAUCUCAGUAUAUAGUCAGGAUACAGGGACCAUCAAUAGAUACUCUAUUUGUAUUGUUUUGUUUUCUUGACAGAGUCUCUAAGUAACCCUGGUUGUCCUGAAACAUGCUAUGAAGACUAGGCUGGUCACAAACUCAGAGAUAAGUCUGCUUCUGCCUCCCUGGUGCUGGGAAUAAAGAUGUGUGUGCACCACAACACCCACUUUUGGUUUGGUGUAUAUGUGUGAGUGCCUGCAUGUAUGCAUGUGUGCCAUGUAUGCCUGGUGCCCUCAGGUCAUAAGAGGGUGUCAUCUCCUGAAACUGGAGUUACAGGUGAAGCUGCUCCAUGGGUAUUGAGAACAGUUCUCUGCAAGAAUAACAAGCACUUAUAACUGCUAAGCCCUCUUUGUUCUUUUUUCGUAUUAAGUCCUCAAAGAACACUGUAUCCCACAGUGUAACUGACCUUGCAUACUUAUUUUUCACCAGAAACAUUUUUUAUCUGUACUUAGAUGUUAUAAAGCAGUUGAAAAAAAAAACAACUAAAUUCAUAUCCAAGUUGUCCCAAACAUUUAAGUUUUCUGAUAAUUGACUUGAGUGAAAAUUUUAAAAUUUUUUUUUUGAGAUGUUAGGUUUUAUCUUACACAUGUUUGUCAAAUGCUCUACCACUGAGCUACAGCCCCAGCUUCAAUUUUUAGUUCAAAUUGUUAUGUUAUUAUAUGUAUAUUUGUGUGUAGAGUGUAUGGCACACAUGUAGAGGCCAGAUGACUUUGUAACAGAGUUAGUUCCUCUGUUCCACUUUUACAUGAGUUAAUUCCAGCUCAGACUUAGGUUUCCAGGCUUGCUAGGCAAGCAGCUUUACUCUGUUAUCUGGCUCUCCUUCCCCACCAUUUUCUAUUUAAAUCAGUGAAAUUGAUGUGUAAUUCCUUUGUUGUGCUAACCUCUUCUGAGUAGGACUGCUCCAAAUGAUCAUUUACUGGUUUUGUGGUCCCUGUGCAUUGUCUACUUGUUAGUGACCAAAGGACUGGCAAGUCAGUUGUCUUUCAGAUGCACAUCUAAGACACUCUGUGACUGUGUCUUACUUGGGGACAGGAAAUGGUGAAACCUACAGAACAUUCCUGCAUCUUAUUUGUGCCUCUGGAGAGCAAAGCAGACCGUUUAGGAAGAAGCUGCUUUGAGUUCCUUGCUUUCAUUGUAACUUCUCUCCAGGCCCUGUGUGCAUUGGUGUAGUUCAUCUGAAUUGAUGCAGUCAAUCAUUCUGCUGGCCUGCAGAACUCCCAAAGGAGAAUGUUCAAAUCCAUAUACAUGAGAUGCAUACUGUACUUAGCUAUACAUUUGCCAGAGACUUGGGUCAUUCCCCAGGGCUGCUGUUCAGCUGGCCUGGUUGUGACAUACAGAUGAGGCAGUGGAAUUUAGAACCUGGAACGGGGUUGGGUACUGGUCUUUACAGUUAACACAGCAGGGUAGCCACAGCAUAUGUGGUUCAAGUUUCCUUUUGAGCCAGUGAGGCAAGCUGAGUCAGUUAUAUGUCAGACUGAUCACAUAAAAUGCUGCUUAGCCAAGGUAACUUCAUGGUUCAAAAUGACUGCUGGGAAUACUCCUAUCUCAUCCCUUCCAGGCAAGACAUAUGAGAAGGGCAGUGAGUGACUAAAAGGUGUGUGUUCUAUAAAGACAGCCUCCUUUACAGGUACUCAGUUUCUGUGGCCCUCUCUGGAACCUCUCUGGGCCCAUCCUUGGCAGCAGGCCUUUUCCAGUCUAACUCACCCACAUUGCUGUUCCUGGGAAGAUGAGGGAAGGGAACAAUACUUUAUUCUAGCAUGGAAGAAGGACAAGCAACUUUCUUAUCCUUCUGAGACAGAAACUGCUGGCUUGAUGACCUGUGAGGGCUAGUUCUGCAUGUACACUCCAUCUUUUCUCAAAGCUUCUCUGUAGGUAAGAGCUGACCCUACACACUUCACUUCUCAGACCGCAGAGUCUUUACAGCUGAAGGUCCCUCUCCUCUGAGAUGGACAAUACCACCUAGCAGUAUGCUUGCCCAGGCAACAUGAACCAGGGCAAAAGUAACCGAGAACUGUUCCUACAAUACUCAGCCACAGCCCCCAAACUGCUGGCCCACGUCUCCAAACUCCUCAUUGUCUGCCGAAACUCAGGCAUUGCCAUCCCAAAAGGCAUCAGGAAUAUCUUUGAGUUCACCUGGGAGGAACUCAUCUGUGACCCUGCAGUGCCCACCCCAUCUGAAAUCCAGGAUCUGGUGAUCAGCUUUGGAACUCCUACAGUGGUGCUUACAGAGGUGAUCCCAGUGCAGGUCCCCUUGCAGAAGAAGCCACCCCCUCCACCCCCACCCCCACCAGUACUGCUGACAACUUCCAGCAGGGGCAAGCCCUCGACCCCCACUCCUGCCUCUGCUCGACUGGUGCCCACUGGUCAAGAAACCCUGCAUAAGUUCCAGCGGCAAUCCAUCCACCUGCUGACAGAGCUGCUUUCCCUGAAGAUGAAGGCCAUGGUGGAGUCUGCCUCUGCAGGUGCCAAUCCUCUGGACAUCACCAAGCGCUUUGUGGAGGCCAGCCAGCUUCUCCAUCUCAAUGCCAAGGAGAUGGCCUUUGACUGUCUGACUGGCACUGUCGGAAAAAGCUGCUUUAGUUCAGCACAGCUGGGGAAAGACUCCCCAAUGAACAUCUCUGCCAUGGGAGUGAACACGCCCUACCAGCUGGUCUACCAGACUUCCACAGCCUGCCUGAGCUUCUCCCUCUCCACAGUAAAGGAAGGCAAGAAGAAAGACACUGGAGGCAACAAAAAGGCUAUAGAUGAGAUCACAACCCCACUCCCUCGAGCCCGAACCCCUCCUGAAAGCACUGUCGUUGAGUUCCAGGCCCAGGUCCAGGACCCCUGCCCUGAGGCCCGGGAAAAGCUGCAGGAUAUGUGUCGUCACAUAGAAGCCGAAAGGAUCUUGUGGAAAGGGAGGAAUAUCUCCUGCCCCAUGAUUUUACGCAACUACAGGGCAAAGAUACCCUCUCAUUUAAUGUUGACCUCCAAGGGGGACCCUCACCAACCUCCCACUGCGGGGACUCAGGUUACUGCUUCCACUCCUAACCAGCCUUCCAGCCACCAUGCUCACACGGGUCGCCAUUCUCAAGAGUGGAAGGGGCCCAAGAAGCCAAUCAAGCUGCAUUACACUUUCUAUGAUGGCUCUUCCUUCAUUUACUAUCCCUCCGGAAACAUCGCCAUGCUUCAGAUUCCCACAUGCUGCAGAGGGAAACCCAUCACCUGCCUCUUUAAUGACAUGCCUAACACCUUCCUGGCUCUGUUCAAUGCUGAUGGCCAAGGCUGUGUUUACUACAACCUAAAGAACUGCAGUCCAUAUGUCUUGGUUUUGGAUGAGGAAGGUGGAAUCACAAAUGACCAAAAGGGCUGCAUAGUCCAUAAGUGGAGCUGGACUAACAAGACUGAGACAUUACUCUCUCUGGAAUACAAGGUGAAUGAACAAAUGAGGCUAACAGUCUUGGGGCCGGACUCCAUCACUGUCACCUUCACCUCCAUGAACGAGACGGUAACACUCAGUGUGUCGCCCAAAAGCUGUCCCCAUGGCAUAGUGCAUGACAAACGGCCAGUUCGCAGAAUCAGUACCGUGGAUGAAAAGAUGUUAAAGAUAAACAGAGCCCUGGUUGAGAUCAAGAAGCGGUUUCAGAAGACUGUGACUCAGUUUAUGAACUCUGUGUUGCUGGCAGCAGGUCUGUUUACUAUAGAAUAUCCCACCAUGAAGGAAGACACAGAAGCUAGUCGUGUCAAGUUGAAAUCUGGGUCUUAUCCUGAUCGGAGCCGUAAGUCAAGUUUAUACCAAGGAGAAACCCUUGUACGAUCCCAGUCAGCCCGACCUGAUUCUUUAAUUGAAGACACAUUGAAGGAAGAGUCUAUACAAACACCCUUGAUCCCUGUUCGAAAGAAGAAUAACAAAGUCCAGGCCAAAGUCACACCAAGAGGGAAGCCGAGAGAAGUACGCAGUCCCACCAGAUGGGCCGCCUCACCCUAUGACUGCCCACUGGUUCUGCGGAGGCUCAUUCGCAAGGAAGACAUCCGGGCUGGCUGCAAGUGUAUUGUGAAGGCACCCCUGGUGUCUGACUUGGAGCUAGAGCGCUUCCUGUCUGCACCCCGAGACCCCAACCAAGUGCUGGUAUUUGGGAUAAUGUCAAGCCAGAAUCCCAUCAAUACUGCACAGCUGCAAUGGCUGCUGGACACACUGUAUAGCCAUCGGCAGCAGGGCCGUUCGUCACCCUGCACCCAGUGCCGGCAUGACCCUUAUCGUCUGCUGCGGUAUGACCUAGACAGCCCCCUACAGAAGGAUCCACCCCUAAUGGUGCAGAAGUUUGCUGUGGUGCACGGGAUGGUUUUGAUGUUUGCUGGGGGGAAGCUCCUUUUUGGGGGCUGUCUCCUAAAUGGCUAUGGCUUCAGCAAGCAGAAUCUACUGAAACAGAUCUUCCGGGCUCGACAGGAUUGCAAAAUGGGCUACUUCCUGCCAGAUAACUACAAAUUCAACAACACUUCUGUCUCUUCAUCCCCCAGACCGUCCGAAUGUACUGGGUACCUGAUGGACUCUGAUUUGCUGAAUGUGGCCUUCCCUACAGCAUGUCAACCUUUAUCACAAGCCUGGAAGAUUCUGAGUCAUCUAAAAGGCCCCCAUCUGAAGAUUUCGAAGGAAGUGUCUCUUCAAUGGCGCUUGGGGACAAAGUGGAAAAAGCACCUUCUACCCCCCCUGACAAGUUGAAACAGCCUGAAGAAGAACUGCAGUCCUUCCUCAGGAGUAGGAGGAGCAGUAAGAAGUUAAAUAGUAAGAAGUCAGGUUCUAAGAAGUGACACUGGAAGAGCCAACGAUGCCCUCCCCACACUCAGCCCUACUUCCUGGUCUCCCAUCACCCUUCAAUAAAUGUGCAUGCCUCCAG